This is a messenger RNA of Humulus lupulus (European hop), 3907 nucleotides long. RefSeq lists its product as uncharacterized. The transcript has a single exon. The coding region runs from base 381 to 3632 and encodes 1083 amino acids. NCBI's taxonomy places the organism in Eukaryota, Viridiplantae, Streptophyta, Magnoliopsida, Rosales, Cannabaceae. Gene Ontology annotation, cellular component: intracellular membrane-bounded organelle. The record is from RefSeq and is a predicted model, not a curated record.
AGAACAUAAAAACGACUUUGAAAGUCACUUCACACACAAUUCCACGACUUCAGCUUCAGUGGUCUCUCUCUCUUCUAGAUACUUUAAAAGGAAAGACUUUCUUUUUGUCUAUCUUCGCAAGUAUCAAAUCAAGAUCUAAACCUGUGCAACUGGGUUUUCUUCUUCUUUCUGGGUUAAGCGCUUCAUUUCAGGUUAGCAUUUUCUCCUGUAAAAUGCCUCAUUUAUGUAAUUUACAAUAACCCAUUAAGCCUUUCGAUUCAGUUCAACCCUUUUAGCACUAGAAAAGGCUUUGUACCAUAUAUAUAUGUAUAGUAUGUUUAUUCAUGUGGAUUAAUUUACCUGUAAGCUGAUAAUAAGUGACAAAAACUUGUAACAAAAGCAUGAAGCCUGCAGCGUUUUUUGUUGUUGUCUCUUGGGCUUUGUUUGGGUUUCUGGGUUUGGGGUUUUCAUCAGCUCCAUCGAUUGCGGUUUCAGAAGCUGAAUUUGAACCUGAUUUCAAAACUGAAUCUUCAGUACCCUAUAACUAUGAUCGAAUUGAUGAUGUGAAAAAAGAGUGUAAAUCUGUGUUAUCUUCUGCUUCUCAAUUGAAACCUGAUGGCAAUAUAGUUUAUAGUAUUCAAAGAGACCUAUAUUUGGAAAAGGGGGAUUGGUUUCAGGUCAAGGGUGAAAACCCAAUAAUGCCGUUUGAUGUCAGAUAUCGAAUUGAGAAGGACUCAACGCUGUUUAACUCUGCAUCAAACCGGGAUGGUGAUCCCUUGAAGUUAGUGUCAUUUCAGGUUAGAGAUGUGAGCCUUGCCCACCGAUCAAAGAAGUCUGUUAGUAUCAGUGGCACUCUGAACUUAGCCAUUACUACAGGUGGUGAGUCUUAUGGGUAUGGUGUGAAUCCCGAGUUUCGAAUUUGGCCGGGGAUUUCUUAUCUCGUUAUUGAAUUCCAAGGGGUUUACACUGAAUCUGAAAAGAACGGUGGGGAAAGAGUAGUUUGUAUGUUGGGGAAUGCGAUGUUGCCAUCUCGAGAAUCGGAGUCUGCUAAUCCGUGGGAAUGGGUGAAUGCUUCUUUACCUUAUAGUAAUGAGCAUCCUCCUUUGUCGCAGGAUGAUAGGAUUAUGCUUGUUCUUCGCUUCCCAAAGAAGUUUAGUUUGACAAGCAGAGCAAUCCAAGGCGAAAUGAGGAGUUUGAAUGCAAAAUCGAACCAAAAGUACUUUGAUGAUGUUCACAUAGUGUCACAGUUGGGGAGAGAAAGUUCAUCAAUCUAUGAAUUCACCUCUGAUAGGCUGGUUUCGAAAGCGUGUGAUCCUUACCCGUAUAACAAAACUGAUAGCUCGUUGUUGAUACCGGGAGUAAGUGUCUACAAGGGGAAUCAGUUUUGUGAUAUUUUUGAAGAGAUCACCUCAAAUCAACCUGUCACUGUUCUGCCAAACUGGAAUUGUAGUGGGAAAGAUGAAUUUUGUAGCAAGUUGGGUCCAUUUGGGAUAAACAAAGAGAUCAACAAAACAGAUGGUGGUUUCAAAGGUGUUGGUCUUUAUAUAAAACUGGUUAAAUGUGUUCAAUCAAAUGGCCCUAGAAAUACCAGUUCAGCAAGACUUUCAAUUGAAUUUAGAGCCUCUCCUCCAUCGGAGAGUCCAUAUACUGCCACCAGGAGAUCAGGGAUUGGAAACUUCACUGUUGCUGCUGAUGGAAUUUGGAAGUCUACCAGUGGGCAGCUUUGCAUGGUUGGUUGCCCUGGAAUCGUUGAUCCUGAAGGGAAUGACUGCGAUUCCCGGAUCUGUUUGUACAUCCCUACCUCAUUUUCUGUAAAGCAAAGAAGCAUUAUGUAUGGGACUUUUUCAAGCAUUAGGACAAACACUCCAUCGUACUUUCCUCUCUCAUUUGAAAAGCUUAUAAACCACCCUUCAGAUCUCUGGAACUACUUCCGAGGCUCACAUCCAUCUUACAGUUACUCAAAAGUUACAAGAGCUGAUGCUAUCUUGGAAAGAAAUGAGGAGUUCAGUCUUCGAACUAUGAUCAAGAAAUCAUUGCUGAAAUACCCAAAACUUGAAGAUGCUGAAGACUAUAAACUUAGUCUUUCUCUUCUCUCAGAAGAUCUCACAUUCCAUACUCCUGCUACCCCAGAUUCAAGUACUCCCAAAACUCGGCUUCAAAGAACAAAUAUUCAGAUGGAUAUUCUCUCAGUUGGCCCCCUAUUUGGGCGCUACUUUUCACGAAAUUCUUCCAACUUCAGCGCUGUUGAAGGGGAGACUGAGACUCCAUACCACACUAAGGCUGAAUACACAGAGAAUCAGCUCCUUUUGAAUGUGUCAGGCCAGCUCACAGUCACUGGAGAGGAGUACAGUAAUAUUUCUGUACUUUUCGUGGAGGGUAUCUAUGACCAACGUGUUGGAAAAAUGUACUUAGUUGGUUGUAGGGAUGUGCGAGCCUCUUGGGAAAUAUUACAUGAAAGCCAGGAUCUUGAAGCCGGGUUGGACUGUUUGAUUGACGUGAUUGUGUCGUAUCCUCCAACAACAUCUCGCUGGUUAGUUAAUCCGCUUGCCAGAAUUUCCAUAACCAGCCAAAGAAAUGAUGAUGACCCUCUUCGUUUCAGUCAAGUCAAGUUCCAAACUUUCCCAAUAACUUACAGGAAGCAGAGGGAAGACCUGCUCUCUAGUAGGGAAAUCGAGGGAAUCCUCAGGAUUGUGACUCUUUCAUUUGCGAUUUCUUGUAUUACAGCACAAUUGUUUCACACUCAGAAGAAUACGGACUCUGUUCCAUACAUGUCUCUUGUCAUGCUUGGGGUCCAAGCAAUUGGGUACAGUAUUCCUCUUGUCACAGGUGCCGAAGCUCUCUUCAAGAAGGCUAGUUCUGAAUCCUACCAAUCGUCAUAUGAUCUUGAAAGCAGCCGAUGGUCACACAUACUUGAUUACACUGUAAAACUUCUUGUCAUGGCCUCGUUGCUACUGACUCUAAGGCUUUGUCAAAAAGUUUGGAAAUCUCGCGUGAGAUUGCUAACACGAGCUCCUCUUGAACCUCAUCGCGUCCCAAGUGACAAGAAGGUUCUUCUGAGUACCAUAGUGAUACAUCUAAUUGGCUACCUACUUGUUCUGAUCCUUCAUAGUACGAGAGGUGACCAAAGAACGAGAAGCUAUGCAUAUAUUGGAGAAAACUCUCAUGUUCUGAGUGAAUGGGAAGCUGAGCUUGAAGAGUAUGUUGGUCUUGUCCAAGACUUUUUCCUCCUUCCACAAGUCAUUGGCAACUUGAUAUGGCAGAUUGAUUGCCAAUCACUUAGAAAGCUGUACUACAUCGGAAUCACUCUGGUUAGACUUCUUCCGCAUCUCUAUGAUUACGUUAGAGGUCCUGACAUUCCUUAUUUCCCUGAAGAGUACGAGUUUGUUGAUCCAAGUAUGGACUUCUACUCGAAGUUUGGAGACGUUGCCAUUGUUGUGAUGGCAAUUGUUCUUGCAGUUUUGGUUUAUGUUCAGCAGAAGUUGAGCUAUGAGAAGCUCAGCCAGAGUCUUACUUUCGGACGGUGCAGGCUUCUUCCAUCUACAUCAAGAAUAUACGAGAGGCUGCCUUCAAGUUCCAAGGCAUUCGAAGCAGAGCUUACUUCUGGUGUUAAUGGUGUUAAUGAUGCUAAUGAGAAAGACCACGAUUUGGAAUGAGUUUGCUUUCUUUCAAAACUAUAGAGUUGUAAAAAUAUAAAGGUAGGCGUUAAUUUGGAAAUGGAUGCUUCUUGUUACUUUGAGAUGUUGGCAUUUAAUAAAAGCGAGAGCCAAAGUAAGGCCACUGCUUCUGGUUUUUGUAUAUUUUUAUCUGAUAUGUUGUUGAUAAUCGUUGUUGUUACAAAGGUAAAGUAGGUGAAUGAGUUCUACAAGCAUGAACUUCAAAACCUCAUAAAGUUAUUAACAUCAGGUCUAUGACAUUGUUGCUUUUUAUA